Molecule: messenger RNA, 693 nt
Organism: Cryptomeria japonica (Japanese cedar)
Lineage: Eukaryota; Viridiplantae; Streptophyta; Pinopsida; Cupressales; Cupressaceae
Exons: 1
Coding region: 1-693 (230 amino acids)
Source: RefSeq, a predicted model, not a curated record
AUGACACGAACAAAAGACCAACUCUCGCCAGUUGUGAAUAAGCAAUUUGAUACUGUAGUCCAUCUCUUUGCUACUAAUGAUAUGGUAAGCCUUCACAAUAAACGAAUGCUAAAGGAAUUAAAUCAUCCAAUUGCAAUAAGUAGAGCUACAACAACUACAAGCAAAACAGUUGUUGAUGCUGACAACAAACAACUUGAAAAGCAAGUCCUACUCUCACCAGGCCAGCGAAUAAUGCUCACAACUAACAUAUGGACACAAACAAGACUUGUCAAUGGAGCUCUUGGUAAGAUAAUUGAAAUAAUUUAUAGCUCUGAUUCCAUGCCACCUGACAUACCAAUGUAUAUCAUGGUCAAAUUUGAUAACUAUAGUGGUCCUCAGUGGCACCCAAAUGACCCCAAACUUGUACCCAUAACACCAGUAUCACUAGGUAACCUUAGGCAAUUACCAAUAAAAAUGGCAUGGGCUGUGACCAUACAUAAAGCUCAAGGUUUAACACUACAGAAGGCAACCAUCAAUAUCGGUGCAACAGAAAGACAAGGUCUAACAUUUACUGUAGUCUCCAGAGUGAAAUGUUUAGAAGACCUCCAGAUUGACCAGGCAUUCUCGUACGACUGGUAUGCAAAAAUGGAAAACAAUCCAUACACAGUACUAAGGAAAAAGGAAGAAGCUCAACUACAACAACUGUCCAGAUAA